Trichosurus vulpecula (common brushtail) is the source of this 321-nucleotide messenger RNA. RefSeq names its product keratin-associated protein 17-1. The transcript has a single exon. The record is from RefSeq and is a predicted model, not a curated record. The coding region runs from base 1 to 321 and encodes 106 amino acids. NCBI's taxonomy places the organism in Eukaryota, Metazoa, Chordata, Mammalia, Diprotodontia, Phalangeridae.
AUGGGUUGCUGUCCCCAAGACUGCUUCAACUGCUGUGGCGGCUGCCAACAAGACCAGUCCGAGGACUGCUGUGAGGUGUGCUGCUGCCAACCCAGCUGCUGUGGCUGCUGUGGGUCCAGUUGCUGCGGUGGCUCUGGCUGUGGUAGCUCCGGCUGUGGUGGCUCCAGUUGCUGUGGCUCUGGCUGUGGGGGAUAUGGAUCCGGUUGCUGUGGGGGGUCCGGUUGCUGUGGGGGGUCCGGUUGCUGUGGUGGGUCCGGGUGCUGUGGGUGCUGCUGUGGGCCAGUUUGUUGCCAACCAGCACCUGUGUGUGACACGAAAUGA